AGCUGGGCUGGGCUGGGCUGGGCUGACCUGACACCUCCCCAGCCUCCCCUUGCACAGCUGCUGCCUGCUGCUCGCUGACAGGCUGCUGCACCCGGCAGAGCCACAUCUUCCCUUUGCUCCGGGAGCUGGGGCUUGGCUGCAUGUUUCCCCCUGAGCUGUGCGAGGGUGGGGGGCUCCGCGGGCCCCAGGCCAUGGAGUUCUGGAGCAGCCCCGCAGCCUACGAUGAGGUGCCCGGGAGCCCGGCUCUGCACGGCUCCGCGGAUCUGAUCACUAACGAGCUGGAGGAAGUCCUCUGUUCCGAGCGGGUCGGCAGGAUCACAAAGACCUACCAUGAUCUUGAUGCGGUGACCAGCCUGCUGGAGGAGAAGGAGCGGGACCUGGAGCUUGCGGCCCGGAUCGGGCAGUCCCUGCUGAAGCAGAACCGGAGCCUGACGGAGCGAAAUGAGCUCCUGGAGGAGCAGCUGGAGCUGGCCAAGGAGGAGGUUGCCCAGCUGCGGCACGAGGUGUCCAUGCGGGAUGACCUGCUCCAUCUCUACACCAACACCGUGGAGGACAGCGAGCCGGCCACAGCCACUGCCACGCCGCUGCGGCGGAACGAGUCCUCCCUGUCCCUGCAGCAGCACGUCCAGUACGACGCCCUGCAGCAGAAACUCAGGGGCCUGGAGGAGGAGAACCAGAAGCUGCGCUUGGAGGCCACCAGCAUCGCCACGGAAACCUGCCAAUACGAGGACCAGGAGCAGCAGCUGAUGCUGGACUGCGUGGAACAGUUCUCUGAAGCCAGCCGGCAGGUGGCCUCUCUCGCCGAGGAGCUGGCUCGCAAGACCGAGGACACGGCCCGGCAGCAGGAGGAGAUCAGCCAGCUCCUGGCCCAGAUCGUGGACUUGCAGCAGAAGUGCCGCACGUGCGGCGCAGAGGUGGAGGAGCUGCAGCAGCAUCUGGCCGCGACGAAGGCGUCUCAGCAGAACCUGCGCACUGAGCUGCAGGACCUGCAGGAGAAAUACGCCGAGUGCGAGGGCAUGCUGCACGAGGCCCAGGAGGAGAUCAAAACCCUGCGCACCCGGAACCUCCCCAGCAGCAGCCUGAACCGCUACAGCCUGCUGCCCCUGGACUCGCUGGCUGCGGAGAUCAAAGGGAUCAUGAGGAAAGGAGCCGACAGUUCGUCCUCCUCAGAGUACAAGAGCUACAAGCGGGUCUUCGAGACGGUGAAGGUCGUGAACCAGGCAGUCAAAGCCAAGUCGCGUGCGGAGUCGCCCCAAAACCUGCCUGGCUCCAAGCCGUCCUCAGCCCUCCCCUCGGCAGGGUGCAGCCGGGUCAGCACGCCCCGCACCAGCUACUACGGGUCCGACAGCGCCAGCCUGGCCCCGGAGAGCACCCUGGGUGAGGAGAAGCUGCGGGGCACCCCGGGCACCCCGGGCCGGCACGACCUGGAGGCAGCGCUGCAGCGUCUGUCCGCCCGCCAGGAGAGCCACGCCUCGGAGCGCUCCUUCUUCGAGACAGAGCGGGAGCAGAAGCUGAACCAACUGUCCAGGGACGUGGAGAGCUCCAGCGGCUUCCUCACGCCCGAUGACAGCGUCCUCUCCACCGGUACCAACUACUCGGGCAGCUCGGAGCACACCGGGGGCUCCGGCUUCUCCCUCGGCUCCCUCUCCUACCUGCCGGACAAGCUGCAGAUCGUCAAGCCCCUGGAAGGCUCGGUGACUCUCCACCACUGGCAGCAGCUGGCGAAGCCCAACCUGGGCGGGAUCCUGGACCCCCGGCCCGGCGUGCUCACCAAAGACUUCCGGCAGCUGGACGUGGACCUGGAGGAGGUCUACAACCUGAACGACCUUGAGGAGGACGAGGUGGACCUGAGCACCUUCCCGGCACUUGCUGCCUCCACCCCGUCCAAGGCCACGGGCUGCUCCAGUGUGUUCCACUCCUCCAUUAACAACCUCCCCCAGACUCCAUCUACAUUCACCAUCACCACCUGCCGCAUCUUACACCCCAGCAAGGAGAUCACCACGGUGACGCCCAGUCUUUAUAAUACGGUCGUGCCCUCUUGUGGGCCCUUUGAGAGGCUGAGAGCCGCCGGCCCCGUGCCCCAGGCGCUGGAGCCUGGCCCCCGGGCGCCUCUCGGACUCGUCACGCUGCUGCUGGAACACGGCAUCUCGGCCUCGGUGCGGGCUGGCAAGGCCCUGGCUGCGCUGCGGGCGCCGGAGCCCCCCUCUUGGCUCUCCCCCUUGAGAGAGCAGCGGGGCAGCUCAGGCUUGGCUCAGCCCUUCCCGAGGGCCCCCGGGCUGGAUGACGGCAGGGCCGCUGGGCCCAGCGGAGCCCAGAACAAGAGCAACAUCUUCAGCUGGAACCUGGUGGAGAAGCUGAAGAGACUCAGGCUGGACAAAGUGGUGGCCAGAGGAGAGGCCUCCUUCCGGGGCGCAGGGGCGGGCAGACAGCCCGCUGGGGCGCCGGCCCCCACCACGCAGGCGUGAGCUGGUUCUUGGGACUCUGCCCCGACGGGGAGCCCACGAGCCUCCUGCCUGGGACAUGAGCCCCUGCAGAGCAAGGUGGCUCCCACCUGGGCCACCCAUCACCCCCUCCCCAGAGCCCUUUCCAGCCAGCCAGGAGCCGGCGGAGGUCGGGGGGGGGUGAGAGCAGUGAUCCGUCUGGGGCUUGGCUGCUGGCAGGAGCUGGGCUCAGCAGAGGGGUCUGCUCUGUCGUCUUAAUUUAUUUCCAGCCACGGUGAGGGGGGGCCACAGGUGAUGGGGGUGGGGUGACCAUUUUCUGAGUGGCUGUGACAACGGGUGCAUCAGCUGCUGCAGUUUAAUAGGCACCUGGGAUCUCUGCCACUGAGCUGGGAGUAGGGGACGUGUGCCCUGGGGGGGGCUCAGGCUGCCCCAUAGCAGCCCCCCCCAUGCAGCAGGUCUCCCGCAUGCCUUGUGACAAGGGGGUGAGGCUGGGGACACUGCUGAGCUGGAACUCAGCCUUGGCCUGUGACGUUGGCUCUGGGCUCCUGGAGCCGGGUGUUCCCCCAGCACUAGCAGGGCGGCCUUGCCUGCCGGGGGAGCACUGAGUGCACGCUGGGGCUGGGGGGGGGCCGCGGUGCACCUAGUGCUGCCCGUCCCGUCUCAGUGAUCCACGGGCCUGUCCUCCCCCCCGGCUCCCUCUGCAGGACAGCAGCAUCUCAGCCUCCGCCGCUCCUGGGGGGUCAGGAUCGCAAAACUAGGUCUGGAAGCUCCGGGGCUGAGGGCAGGGAAGUUUUGCCCAGCCCCUGCUCCUAAGGGCUCUAGCCGCCUCCCCGAGCCCUGAACUUGCCUUCAGCGGAAGCUGGUGGGCACAGAUUUGGGGCGGGGGGGGGGUGUCUGCCCUUGGAACGGCAGGCAGGGAAGUGGCUCAGAUCUGUGGUUUACGGGAGGUGGUGCCGGUGCCUCCUGUCACUGCCUGAGCCCCCUCCUGUGUGUGUGUGUGGGGGGGGGAGGCCAGG
Mauremys mutica (yellowpond turtle) is the source of this 3457-nucleotide messenger RNA. It is a transcript of the gene HAP1, whose product is annotated as huntingtin associated protein 1. Gene Ontology annotation, biological process: neurogenesis; anterograde axonal transport of mitochondrion; neurotrophin TRK receptor signaling pathway. The record is from RefSeq and is a predicted model, not a curated record. NCBI's taxonomy places the organism in Eukaryota, Metazoa, Chordata, Testudines, Geoemydidae. The coding region runs from base 141 to 2465 and encodes 774 amino acids. Gene Ontology annotation, molecular function: signaling receptor binding. The transcript is spliced from 15 exons. Gene Ontology annotation, cellular component: dendrite.